This is a messenger RNA of Cyphellophora attinorum, 846 nucleotides long. RefSeq names its product putative aminoacrylate hydrolase RutD. Lineage: Eukaryota; Fungi; Ascomycota; Eurotiomycetes; Chaetothyriales; Cyphellophoraceae. The coding region runs from base 1 to 846 and encodes 281 amino acids. The record is from RefSeq and is a predicted model, not a curated record. The transcript is spliced from 3 exons.
AUGCCGUACACCACCAUCUCUACCACAGGCCACCGGAUCCACUACACAGACUACCCGCCCACCAGCUCCGACACGUCAUCCUCAAAGCAAACACUAGUAUUCGUUCACGGCCUGGGCUCAACGCAGAACUACUGGCUGCCCAUUAUCCCCGGCCUGACCAAACGUGGAUUCCGGUGUCUGGUGUCGGACAACUGGUUGGCGGGGCGGAGUGUGCCGGGUGAUGAAAAGGGGUGGGAGAAGGCGGUGAAGGAGGGGACCAGUGUUGAGACGAUUGGAAAGGACUUGUUGGGGUUGAUGGAUGUAGUCGGGGUGGACAGGGGGAUUAUUAUCGGAUACAGCAUGGGCGGAAUGCUCCCGACCUAUCUCGCGGCUACAGCACCCAGUCGCGCAGUAGCCGGCAUCUGCGUCGGCCCCGUGCAUCCCCAAGAGGCUGUAGCAGAGGUCUUCAGGCAGAGAGUGCCUGUGGUGCAAAAAGACGGCAUCGAAGCAAUGGCAAACACCAUCCCAACCCGCGCCGUCGGCUCUGCCACAACGCCCCUCCAAGUCGCCUUCAUCCGCGAGAUGGUCCUCGGCCAGGACCCCCGAGGCUACAUCGCAAAUUGCGGCGCCAUCGAGCACGCUACACCGCCUGAGUAUGCCAAAGUCGAGUGCCCGAUCUUGAUAAUUGCAGGAGACGAGGAUAAGAGUGCGCCAAUCGAGGGCUGCAAGACGAUCGCGGCGGGCCUGACGAGCGUGGAGGAGUCGAAGAAGAAGAUCGAGGUACUGAAGGGUGUUGGGCAUUGGCAUUGUGUGGAAAAGGGAGAGGAGGUUGAGAAGCUGAUCGGGGAAUUUUGCAAUGGACUGUAG